UAAAAACAUACGUUUGGCUUUAAUAUCUUAGUAUAUCAUCAGAAAACUCGUGUGCAACAUUGCAUUUAUUUUUACCACAUGUUAUAAUGCCUCGAGUCUAUAAAAGAACAACUUCAAAAGCAAAAACCCCCAGUAAAAAUAUGAAAGAUGCAUUACAUUCGAUCCAAAAAGGAAAAAGUAUUAGAGAAACUGCAAUAACUUCCAAAAUACCCUAUCCAAUUCUUCGUCGUUAUUGGAAAAAAUUUUUGCUUGAUGAAAAUACAAGACUUAGCCCGAAUUAUUAUGUUAAAAGAAUAUUUACAGACAAGCAGGAAUUAGAAUUUAAGGAAUAUAUUUUGACUUGUUCAAGAAUGUUCUAUGGCCUUCCAAUUAAAGAAUGUCGGUGUAUAGCUUUUGAGAUGGCAACCAUUAAUAAAAUUAGUAUUCCACAGAAGUGGCACAAAGACUCAAUGGCAGGUAUUGAUUGGAUGAAUAAUUUUAGAAAGCGACAUCCAGAUUUGUCUCUUAGAACACCUGAAGGAUGUUCUCUCUCAAGGGCAACAUCAUUUAAUGCCCAUAAUGUAAAUAUAUUUUUUGAUAAAUUAAAAGAACUUCUUGCUAGAUCACCAAUAUUUGCCAAUGGAACUCGGAUUUUUAACCUUGAUGAAACUGGAACUAUUACCGUGCAGAACCCACAAAAGGUUCUUGCAAAGAAAGGCGUGAAGAGCGUCUGCAAAGUCACAAGUGCUGAAAGAGGAACCCUUGUCACAACAUGUAUAAUAAUCAGUGCUUCUGGACAAUAUCUUCUACCAGCAAUUAUUUUUCCAAGAAUGCAUUUCAAGGAGCAUAUGUUGUUAGGAGCUCCUUCUGGAUCUCUCGGACUUGCAUGUAAAACAGGCUGGAUGAACGGUGAACUUUUUUUAGAUGUUAUGAAUCACUUUAUCAAGUUCUCGUCAAGUACAAAAGAAAAUCCAUCAUUAUUAAUAUAUGACAAUUUCGAAGCGCACUUAUCUAUAGCAGUGUUAAAUUUAGCAAAGGAGCAUGGAGUGACCAUUUUGACAUUACCGCCUCAUUCCAUGCAUAAGUUACAACCACUUGAUGUGGGAGUUAUGUGGCCAUUUAAAACUGCAUAUAAUGCAGCAAUUGAUUCCUGGAUGCUCCACAAUCCUGGAAAAACAUUUACAAUUUACCAAGUUGCUGCAUCUGUAGGGCUUGCUUUUCUGAAAGCCAUAACACCAUCUAACAUUGUAGCUGCUUUUAAAAAGAUAGGUAUAUUUCCUUAUGACAGGAUUGUGUUUACAGAUAUUGAUUUCAUGUGCAGUUCUGUGACAGACAGAACUUUUGAUGUUAACAAUACUUGCAUAAAAAUUCACGUAAGCAUUACUUCUGAUAAUUUUUUUACCCACAUGUUUCACCAAAUGCAGACCCCACUACCUCUACUACUAUAGAUACAAACAAACUAGUUACCAAUGAUACCUGGGUUAAUCUGUCUACAUCAUCAGAUUUCUUUAUCAGCCCUAAACAAUUCAGAGGUUUUCUGAAAUCUGGAAAAAAAAAACUGUAAAAAAAGGGAAAGGAAGAAGGGUUGCUCUAUCAUUGCCACAGACACUCCUGAGAGAGAUCGGAUUGCCACAGACACUCCUGAGAGAGACCUUUUUCAUU
Messenger RNA from Hydra vulgaris (swiftwater hydra), 1641 nucleotides. RefSeq lists its product as uncharacterized. The record is from RefSeq and is a predicted model, not a curated record. Lineage: Eukaryota; Metazoa; Cnidaria; Hydrozoa; Anthoathecata; Hydridae. Gene Ontology annotation, cellular component: nucleus. Gene Ontology annotation, molecular function: DNA binding.